Messenger RNA from Puccinia graminis f. sp. tritici CRL 75-36-700-3, 2388 nucleotides. Its product is annotated as phenylalanyl-tRNA synthetase, beta subunit. Gene Ontology annotation, cellular component: cytoplasm; phenylalanine-tRNA ligase complex. Gene Ontology annotation, molecular function: ATP binding; phenylalanine-tRNA ligase activity; magnesium ion binding. Gene Ontology annotation, biological process: phenylalanyl-tRNA aminoacylation. The coding region runs from base 145 to 2052 and encodes 635 amino acids. The transcript has 8 exons. NCBI's taxonomy places the organism in Eukaryota, Fungi, Basidiomycota, Pucciniomycetes, Pucciniales, Pucciniaceae. The record is from RefSeq and is a predicted model, not a curated record.
UUAUAGGGGUAUCUCGGGGACAGCGCAUUCAUCCGCGGGGGGGCUACCACGGGGGGUUGCUCCGAUAUCCACUAGCGGUAAUGCCACUUGAAAAUUUUCCAACAAUCGAUCGGACUCGGAUCCUUGGGCAAAGAACCAACAAACAUGCCAACCAUCACAGUCGACAAGGAAAGAUUCUUCAAAGAACUCGGAAAGACAUUCAAGGAUGACAAGGAGUUCGAUGGGAUCUUAUUCGAUUAUGGUCUCGAGCUGGAUGAGGACACCGAACAUACAACACCAGAGGAGAAACCAUACAAGCUGAAGAUCGAAGUGCCUGCCAAUAGAUACGACCUACUCUGCCAUCAGGGACUCAUCCUAGCACUACGAACCUACAUCGGCACCCAACCAGCACCCAACUACUCACUCAUCAUCCCACCACCAGAGCAACAGUGGAAGGCCUACGUGAGGAAGGAGACCAGUCAGAUCAGACCCUUCUUUGCAUCAGCCAUCCUCCGUGGGGUCCAGUUCGACGAACAGAGGUACAAAGACUUCAUCGAACUGCAGGACAAAUUACACGGGAACCUGUGUCGCAAACGGACCCUAGUCGCCAUCGGCACCCACGACCUCAGCACGAUCGAUCAUACCAAUAAGGUCAUCUCCUAUGAGGCCAGACCACCCAAGGAGAUCAAGUUUGCCCCCUUGAACAAGGAGACCGAAUAUGAUGCCACUCAACUCAUGACUCUCUAUGAGUCAGACAAACACCUCAGCAAAUAUCUCCACAUCAUUCGAGACUCGCCCCUCUAUCCCAUCAUCUACGAUAACUCACGCACCGUCCUCUCCAUGCCACCCAUAAUCAACUCGAAUAAAACUAAAAUUACCUUGGAUACCCGCGACGUCUUCAUCGAUGUCACCGCUACCGACCAGACGAAAUUAGGCAUAGUCAUUAAUAUGAUCAUCACCAUGUUCUCUCAAUACUGUUCGAAACCAUUCACAGUCGAGCCGGUCGAUAUAAUUUAUGAACACGAUCUUGCGGAGAGUUACAGGUCACCGAAGAUCGAGCCCUUGGUGUUUGCGACAAGACAGUCGUACAUCAACUCAGUCACCGGGCUGAACCUAACGCGGGAAGCGAUGAUCGAGCUACUUGAGAAGAUGGGGCACCGGGCAAGCAUUGGCCGACCAGCAGACGGACUGGCAAUCAACAGCUCCACCUCGCUCGCCCUCCAACAGGCUCCUCCUGAAGAUCUCCUCUCUGUCUCCGUCCCCCCAACCCGUCCUGAUAUCCUCCACGAAUGCGACCUCGUCGAGGAGGUCGCUAUCGCCUACGGCUUCAAUCACUUGGCGAAAACCUUCCCUAGCACUAAUACCGUCGCUAAACCUUACCCAAUCAAUAAACUCUCGGAUCUGGUCAGAAAGGAAUGCGCUUUUGCUGGAUGGCUUGAAGUCUUACCUUUGACACUUUGUUCCCAUGAUGAAAACUUCAAGUUUUUACGGAAAGAGGAUGAUGGGAGUGAAGCGGUAGUACUCUCGAACCCAGCGACAAUUGAGUUCCAGGUAGUGCGAACCUCGCUAUUACCAGGACUAUUGAAGACGAUCCGAGAGAACCGGAAGCACAGUUUACCGAUGAAGAUCUUCGAGGUCUCGGAUGUGGUGAUCAAGGAUGCUAGCUUGGAAAGGAAGGCCAAGAACCUCCGGAGACUCGGGGCGGUCUAUGUGGGCAAGAAGAGCGCGGGGUUCGAGGUCGUCCAUGGGCUCCUCGAUCGCGUCAUGGCGACUCUCGAAAUCGAUUGGAUUGGAUUGGGCCCCGACCCGGCCCGGAAAUCCUUGAGCCGUGGCCAGUAUCGGAUCGAAGAAUCUGACCAUCCGACUUUCUUCAAUGGCCGAUCGGCUAAGAUCAUGUUUAAACCUACGCCCCAAGUUCCUCUCAAUCAGGACGAUCUGGAGAAACAAAAUGGGGUUGGUAAUCAUUGGAUCGAGAUCGGUUGGUUGGGUAUCUUGCAUCCGAUCGUCAUCAAAAACUUCGAACUCGAUUUCCCGUGUUCUUGUUUAGAAUUCAAUCUCUCUCCAUUCUUAUGAAUCAAUCCAUUAAUUAGUCAAAUGCUCGUUAUAUAUAGUUUUUUUGAGAAGUUUUUUCUUCUUUUUUUUUGAGAGAGGGGGGGGGGAAGGGGGGUUGUUGGAAUUGGUAUUUUUCUUUCAGUUUUGCUUGCUUGGUUGUCUUUGUUUUGUUGGACUUUGUUGGAGAGAGAGAGAGAGGAUGGGUGGGGGACAGGAGAAGACUCAUUCUUGAGUUCUUGAUAUUCACACAUGUGCAUCUUUAAAAAAAGAUGUUUGAAGCACCACAAAAAAAAGUCAGGACGCUUGCUGACAGUUGGCAUGAAGGCUACUGCGGCCUAACUCAAAUUCUUACUGACA